Messenger RNA from Osmerus eperlanus (European smelt), 9221 nucleotides. It is a transcript of the gene svep1, whose product is annotated as sushi, von Willebrand factor type A, EGF and pentraxin domain containing 1. The record is from RefSeq and is a predicted model, not a curated record. Bases 359 to 8980 code for a protein of 2873 amino acids. Lineage: Eukaryota; Metazoa; Chordata; Actinopteri; Osmeriformes; Osmeridae. Gene Ontology annotation, molecular function: calcium ion binding. The transcript is spliced from 41 exons.
GUCGCCGCCCACUUUCCAGGCCACAGACAUCCGGACGGAGGUGGUGUGGGAGAUUCCGGAGUUUUCCGACAACUCAGGCGGGCGUGUGAACGUGAGCGGUAGUCAUGCCCCCGGCUCCCUGUUCCUGGUGGGAGAGACGCUCGUCCAGUACACCGGCACGGACGCCGCCGGCAACAACCGAACCUGUGACCUCAUCAUCACUGUCCAAGGGACGGCGUGCCACCAGCCGUUCACGCCCUUGAACGGGGAGUUUGUCUGCUCGGAGGAGGAGGAGGGGGUCAACUGUACCCUGUACUGUAACGAGGGCUACAGCUUUACCCACGAUGCAGUGCACAGCUACGUCUGCGCUUACAACGGGAUGUGGGAGCCAGCGCCCUCCCCAGAGAGACCCGACUGCUCCCUGAUCCGUGUUGCCAACCAUGGUAUCAAGCCCUUUGAGAUGCUGUUCAAAGCUUCUCGCUGUGACGACCUGGACCUGGUUAAGUCCUUCGCUGGAGAGUUCAACUCUAAACUGGAGGGAGUGCUCCCCACCAUGUGCAGCAGUGAAGAUAUCGCCUGUAAACUAGAGGUGAUGUCACAGGGCCAGUGUCUGGAGUACAACUACGACUAUGAGAAUGGAUUCGCCAUCGGUCCAGGGGGGUGGGGUAACAGAAGCCCUCAGGCUGGUCAGGACUAUGCCUACUUUGACACCGGCUUUGCCCCCGACCAGCAGCGCGCCCCCCUCCAGCAGGACGCCCGCGGUGCUGGCACCGCUACCGGUACGGCUCGCUACCGCGCCAAGAGGCAACGCAAGCUCCCCAGCGGGCCCAUGCGGGACCAGAAGAUCCAGAUCCUCUUCAACAUCACCGCAACCAUCCCUCUUCCCACGUCGAGGAACGACUCGGUGGAGGUGGCCAAUCAGAAGAGGCUGCUGCGCACCCUGGAGCAGCUGACCAAUCGGCUGAAGCGAACUCUGAGCAAGCAGCCGCUGUCCUCGUUCCGCGUGGCGUCGGAGAUGAUCGUGUCCGACCCCAAGUCCCUGGAGAGCAGGCGGGCGGCACUGUUCUGCCGGCCCGGCUCUGUCCUGAAGGGCAGGAUGUGUGUCCAGUGUCCGGUAGGGACCUACUACUCUCUGGAGUUUGGGGAGUGUGAGAGCUGCUGGAGGGGGUCCUUCCAGGACCAGGAGGGGCAGACGGAGUGUAAGACCUGUCCGGAGGCCUUCUCCACCCCCUACCUGCACUCACGCAGCCAAGCAGAGUGCAGAGCGCAGUGCAAGCCUGGAGGUUUCUCGAGGAACGGGCUGGAGACGUGUGAGUCGUGCCCGCUGGGUCACUACCAGCCUGGGUUCGGCUCCCGGGCCUGUCUGCCCUGUCCUGACCACACCUCCACCGUCACCAGGGGCGCCGUGGACGACACCGAGUGUGGAGUGCCGUGCUCGGCAGGUCACUUCUCCAGGACGGGCCUGGUGCCUUGUUACCCGUGUCCCAGGGACUACUACCAGCCUGAGCACGGACGCUCCUACUGCCUCUCCUGUCCCUUCUACGGCACCACCACGGUCACCGGGGCAACCGCCAUACAGCACUGCUCCAGUUUCGGCUCCAGUUUCCUCCCCAAGGAGGAAAGCGUGACCUCAGCUCCCGAGGUCGUGGUCAUAGAGGACUAUCAGGCCAGCAGCCAGAUGUUCCACGAGUGUUUCCUGAACCCGUGCCAGAACAAGGGCACAUGUGAGGAGGUGGGGGCGGGGUACGUGUGCACCUGCCUGCCCGGCUUCACAGGAGCCAAGUGUGAGACGGAUGUAGACGAGUGUGACUCCGUCCCCUGUCAGAACGGAGGCGUCUGCAAGGACGGGAUGGGAGACUUCAUCUGUCAGUGCAAGCCUGGAUAUUUAGGUUUGCUGUGUGAGGUGGAGACCAACGAGUGUAGCUCCUCCCCCUGUCUGAACGAGGGGGUGUGUGUGGACGAGGUCAACCAGUUCACCUGCAGCUGUACUGACGGGUACACAGGUUCGCGCUGUGAGCUUGACAUCGACGAGUGUGUGUCGGGCCCGUGUCUGAACGGGGGCGUGUGUGAGGACCUGACGGGAAGCUUCUCCUGCAUCUGCACCCAGGGCUUCUCGGGGGAGCGCUGCCAGGUCAACGUGGACGAGUGCGACAGCGCCCCCUGUCUGAACGGAGGCUCGUGCAAGGACUCCGUCAACGACUUCAGGUGCCAGUGCGUGGAGGGCUACCGGGGCCGCCUGUGUGAGGUGAACGUGGACGAGUGCGACCCCAACCCCUGCGUGAAUGGGGCCAGCUGUGUGGACGGACUGGGAGCCUACACCUGCAAGUGCCAGCCUGGGUUCAACGGAACCAGGUGUGAGACAGAAAUGUCGUCCGCGUUCAACCUGGAUUUCGAGGUGUCGGGUAUCCACGGUUACGUGAUGAUGGACGGCGUGAUGCCGGCGCUGACUGAGAUCACGUGCACGUUCUGGAUGAGGUCAUCGGACAGCACCAACUACGGCACGCCCAUCUCCUACGCCGUGGAGGGCAGCGACAACGCCUUCCUGCUCAUCGACUACAACGGGUGGGUUCUGUAUGUGAACGGGAAGGAGCGGAUCACCGACUGCCCAGCGGUGAACACCGGCCACUGGUACCACAUCGGGGUGUCGUGGCGGAGCUGGGACGGGGACUGGAGGGUGUUCAUCAACGGGAAGCUGUCGGACGGAGGCAAAGGCCUGUCAGUGGGCACCACCAUCCCAGGCGGAGGGGCGCUGGUACUGGGUCAAGACCAGGACCAGCGAGGUGAGGGCUUCAACCCUGUGGAGUCGUUCGUGGGCUCCAUCAGCCAGCUCAACAUCUGGGACAGGGUCCUCACUCCACAGCAGGUCAAGGUUCUGGCCAGCAGCUGCCCUGUGUCCCAUGUGACCCACCGAGGCAACGUCCUGGCCUGGCCGGACUUCCUGUCCGGGGUGGUGGGCAGGGUCAAGGUCAACCGCGACAGCAUCUUCUGUGCUGACUGCCCCCUGCUGGAGAAUGCAGAGGGGCACCUGCGUGCCUCGAGCCAAGCGGUGAGCCCAGGCUCCCAGGUGCAGCUGUCCUGCGAUCCCGGCUUCUACCUGGUGGGGGAGCCACUGCUGCAGUGCCAGAACAAAGGAGGCUGGAGCCACCCCCUGCCGCGCUGUGAUCGAGUGACCUGCGGGCCCCCGCUCCCCCUGGAGCACGGCCUGUACCAGGGCUCCGACUUCCAGGCGGGCAGCUCGGUGGUCUACCAGUGCCACCCGGGGUUCUACCUUCUGGGCGAUGCUAAGAUGCCCUGUGGGAACAGUGGCAAGUGGGGGGGCAACCCUCCAGCCUGUCUGGAUGUGGAUGAGUGUGCUCUAGGAUCGGACUGUGACGAACACGCCAGCUGUCAGAAUACAGACGGGUCAUACAUCUGUACCUGUAUACACCCUUACAGUGGAGAUGGAAAGAACUGCACAGAACCAGUGAAGUGUCAGAACCCAGGUUCUCCGGAGUUCGGCCACAGGAAAGGCAAUCGCUUCCUGAUGGGAAGUGAUGUCACGUUCUCCUGCGAGGUGGGCUAUGAGCUGAUUGGCUCUGCUCACUUAAAGUGUCUGGAGACAGGAAGCUGGAAUGGGGACUUUCCGUACUGCAGAGCUCUGUCCUGUGGAAGUCCCCCUGUUCCUGACAACGUCAUCAUGAAGGGGGUAAACUUCACGUUUGGAAGCAAGGUGACUUUCAGCUGUGUCAAGGGGUUUCUUCCUCAGGACUUCUAUGAGUCCCAGUGCAUGACCAGCCUCAGCUGGAGCAGAGCGCCCCCUGCCUGCCAGCCCGUCACCUGCAGCAACCCCCCAUCGGUACAGCAUGCAGACUACACUGUGAAGGGGAACACCUAUCAAUCCACCGUCACCUACACCUGUGCUGAGGGGUACAGACUGCAGGGAUCCGGGGAGGUGGUGUGUGAGGCGUCAGGGGAGUGGAGUCGCCCCACCCCUCGCUGUGACAGCGUCCACUGUGGCGACCCCCCCGCCCUUAGAGACGCCGUAACCAAGGGGGACAGCCACGCCCUUGGUGACAAGGUGCACUAUGUCUGCAAAGAAGGAUACACUCUCAUUGGUCCAGAAACCACAGAGUGCCUGCCGAGUGGUCAGUGGAGCCUUAGCUCCUCCCAGUGUGUCCCACGCUCCUGCGGGGACCCGCCCACUAUCGACCACGCCCUGGCCAUGGCCAGCCACAAGCUCUACAACGACAAGGCUAUCUAUUACUGCAACGACGGCUACACCGCCAGCAACAACUCGGGGCUGGUCUGCAACGCCGAGGGUGUGUGGGCGCCCCCUGGUGGCCAAGAGACACCUCGCUGCAUCGCCAACUUCUGCCAGCGUCCGCCCGACCUGCCACACGCCAUCCUGGACGCGGCCAACAAACCCAAAUACGCCAGCAACACGGAGGUCAGUUACAAGUGCGAGGAGGGGUUCGUGCUCAACUCCACCGCCACGCUCAGGUGCAUGAUGGGAGGGGAGUGGGCGCCGUCGGCGUUCGACGUGGGCUGCGUGCCGGUGAGGUGUUCCAAGCCGGCGACCAUCGAGAAGGGGGACGUGAGCGGAUCCAACUACAGCUUCGGGGCGAUGGUGGCGUACAGCUGCGACAAGGGCUACCUGAUCCGGGGGGAGAAGAGGAGGACGUGCGAGGCGAACGGGGAGUGGGGGGGCGUCCUGCCCACCUGCCAGCCCGUGUCCUGUUUCAGCCCCCCCAUACUGAGGAACGGAUUCAUACAGUCUCCACCACAGAUCAAAGGCAGUUUCGUUUUCAACAGCAAAGUGACCUACGCCUGCAACCCUGGCUACCGCCUGAUUGGCCGACCGGAGCGCGCCUGUCAGGCCAACCGGGUGUGGUCCAACAUCGAGCCGCCCACCUGUGUCCUCCUCACCUGCGACCCGCCCCCUGACAUCGUAAACGGACACUACCGGGGCUCCACCUUUGAGGUGGGCAGGAAGGUGGAGUACGUCUGCGAUGAGGGCUACGAGCUGGCGGGGGACUCCGUCUGGACGUGUCUGAAGUUCGGGAAGUGGGACAAGACGCGGCGUCCACGCUGCUCACCGGUCCAGUGUCCCGAGCCCCCACUGGAGGAGAACCAUCUGGUUCUGAGGAGCCUCGAUUCGGACUCGGGUACCGUAGAGCUGUCCUGCGAGGAGGGCUACGUCCUCCACGGGGCGCGGACCCUCCGCUGCACCCCGUCCCAGGAGUGGAAUGACACCUUCCCAGUCUGCAAGCAGGUGGUGUGCGGCUCCGCCCCCGAGGUGGCGUUUGGAGACCCCUCGGCGGCGCGUCUUUCGGCGCCGUCCUACUUCGGCACGGUGGUCACCUACUCGUGUAUGGACGGCUUCACGCUCAGGGAGGAUGGGUCGGUUACCUGCCUGGCCAAUGGGCAGUGGAGUAGCCCCUACCCAGAAUGCAUCCCUGUCGAGUGUCCGCAGCCGGCGGAGAUAGCUAAUGGGAUAGUGGACGUGCAGGGUCUCACGUACCUCAGCACGGCCCAGUACAGCUGCCGGCCUGGCUACUCGCUGGCGGGCAACACCACGGUCCUCUGUGGAGAAAGUGGCGUCUGGAUUGGAGGGGUCCCCUCCUGUAGGCCAAUCGAGUGCUCCGUUCCGAAAGAGAUAGCCAAUGGGAAAGUGGUUUACACCAAGCUGCAGUUCAGCCAUGCCGUCACUUACUCCUGUCGCCGCGGAUACCGUCUCCAAGGCUCCGAGACUGUUAAGUGCCUAGCCAAUGGGAUGUGGGAUCAGGAGGCGCCUGUUUGCGUUCAGAUCUCCUGCUCUCCUCCCAAACCAAUAGAAAAUGGCUUUGUGGAAGGACUGGACCAUAAGUUCGGCGUCACCAUCUUCUACAGCUGUUUCCCGGGAUUCCACUUAGUGGGUCAGAACCAUCUGACCUGUGAGGAGUUUGGCUGGUCCAGUACUGUGCCGGUGUGUGUCCCCUCAGAUUGUGGUCUCCCUCCUCACAUAGACUUUGGUGACUAUAUCAGGGUGCUGGACCCAAGUGCAGAGCUGUCCAGGCGAGACAGCACCAACCCCUCCACAACUCAGGGGGGCGCCACUGCCGCUGCCUCACCCAUGGACAUGAGUUUCCUCCACGGGACCGUGAUCAUGUACCGCUGCCAUAAGGGCUACGACCUGACCACGACGACCAUGCUGAUGUGUCUGGAGGACGGGGGCUGGAAUGGGACAGCCCCCCAGUGCGUCCCCGCAGAGUGUAAGACCCCCCCCGCGCCGGCCCAUGGCUGGGCCAACGUGACCGACACGUCCCUGGGGAGCCUAGCCCGGUACGGGUGUGACGAGGGGUACGCCCUCAGAGGAGAAGCCGUCAGGCGGUGCGUGUCGGGCCGACAGUGGACCGACGGCGUCCCCUUCUGCCGUCCCGUCUCCUGCGGCGACCCCGGAGGCCUCGAUCACGGCUCGGUUCACGGGGGCUCCUUCCUGUUCCUCAGUGUUCUGGUGUACGAGUGUCACAUCGGAUUCGUCCUCCAGGGCAGCGCCACCAGGACCUGUCGGGCUGACAUGAAGUGGGACGGGGGAAAGCCUUGGUGUGAACAUGUGUCCUGCGGUCCCCUCCUGGUGUCCGGUGACAUCACUGUGAAGGGGGGCGAAUACACCUACAACAAACAGUUGAAGCUGAGCUGUCGGCCCGGGUUCCUCCUACAGGGAGCCGCGGUCAGUGUGUGUCAGGCCGAUGGUACCUGGAGUGAAGCCUCCCCCUCCUGCCGCCCCGCCCACUGCAACAGACCCCCCUCCAUCCCCAACGGACUGAUCCGAGGUUCCGACUUUGGCUACGAAGCGGAGGUGAGGUACGAGUGUGAGGAGGGGUACACUCUCAGCGGCCCCGCCACACGCGUGUGUCAGAGUGACGGUCAGUGGGGUGGCCAGGGGCCCCGUUGUGACGUGGUGGCCUGCGACCCACCCCAGGACAUCAGCCACGGCUACCUCAAGGGCUCCAGCUUCAGCUACGACGACGUGGUGGAGUACGUUUGUUUCGAGAGCUACAAGGUGGUGGGGGACCCAAUCCUGCGCUGCUCUUCACAGGGCCAGUGGGUCGGGACGGUGCCUGAGUGCCGGCCGUGCUUUUGCCCCGCCCUGGUGUUGAAAUAUGGGGUGGUGUUGGGACGGGACAACGCGUGCGGCGACCGGGUGUUCUUCCGGUGCGACGAGGGCUACACCGUCCUCGGACCUUCCCAGGCGGUGUGUGAGAAAGACGGGGUGUGGAACCCAGGUGUGCCCGUGUGCGGCCGGGGGAGGUGCAAUUCUGCCCCGCCCGCUGUACCCAACGCUGUCCUGCAGGGCGGCAGUGCUAGCACGCCAGACACUGUCACUUACAGGUGCAGGCAAGGCUACCGGAUGCAGGGGUCCCCCCACCUGAGUUGUGGCAGGGACGGGAGGUGGGGCGAGGCCAAGGUGAGCUGCGAGCCUGUGUCAUGCGGGGUGCCUCCCCUUCUUGCACAUGCUCAGGUGCUGGGAGAGGACUUCACCUACCCCAGCAAGAUACACUACAGGUGUGAGGAGGGCUAUGAGAGGACCACACAGUCAGACUCUCUGAGCUGCCUGGAGGACGGCUCCUGGUCCAAACACAGCGUGAGGUGUCGCCCCUCCCCGUGCCCCCGGCCCUCCAACCUCACCUCCCACCUCCUGCUGACGGGCGAGGACCUCACCCCCGUGGGGGGUACCAUCGCCCUCUCCUGCCCGCCCGGGUUCACCCUCCAAGGCCCUGGCGUGGCGGAGUGCCAGGUGGGAGGAAGUUGGUCCCCUGCCCUGUCUUCUGUUCCCUGUGGCGUGGUGCUGUGCCAGAAACCACUUCCUCUUCUGAAUGGCAUUGCCGAGGGCGAUGGAUACAGCUACGGAGAUAUUAUCCUGUACUCAUGUCUCCCAGGGUUUGACAUGAAGGGAGAUUCUGUGCAGACUUGCCAGGGAGACGGAGUGUGGAGCGGAGCUCAGCCUGAGUGUGUUGCGGUGUCCUGUGGCCCUCCUCCCCUAGUGGAGAACUCAGAAUACCAGGCCUCAGGAGAUAUCUAUCAACAGACCAUAAGCUACACCUGCAACCCUGGCCUGCGACUUGCUGGCUCACAGAACGUCACCUGUCUGGCCAAUGGGACAUGGAGCCUGCCUGUACCAUCUUGUGAGGUCUACCUGGACUGUGAGGCCCCUAGGGAGAUGCUGAAUGGGAAGGUGCAGGACCACAAGUUGACCACCGGGUAUGCUGUAGAGUUCCACUGUGAUAAAGGCUACAGCAUAGAAGGAGACUCUCUGGUCUUGUGCACAGGAGACGGAACCUGGAGCUCAUCUUUCCCCAUCUGCCGACCCCAGUCUUGCCCCCCUCCCCCAGGGUGGAGGGAGAGCGGGGGGACCAGGAACGGUUCCCUGCCGGUGUUCCACGUGGGCCAGUCUCUCCCUGUGACCUGCCCCAAGGGCCACCAGGCCAAAGGCACGGCCGCCAUCACCUGCAGGAGCGACCAGACCUGGAGCCCCGUCAGCAGCGUGUGCGAGAGGGUGUCCUGCGGCCCUCCCCUCCACGUGGCCCACGGGGUGGUGCGGGGGGCUGUGUUCCAGUUCGGGGACGUGGCCGUGUACUCGUGUUUCGGGGGCUACGCCAUGGAGGGCAUCGGGAAGAGCCUGUGUCUGGAGAACGGCACCUGGACCCCCCCUCCCACUUGCAGAGCUAUCUGUUGGCUGAAGUGUCAGAAUGGAGGAGCGUGUCAGAGACCCAACACCUGUUCCUGCCCUGAGGGCUGGAUGGGACGGCUGUGUGAAGAACCAAUCUGCAUCCUGCCGUGCCUAAACGGUGGCCGCUGCGUAGCGCCCUACCAGUGCGACUGUCCCACGGGCUGGACAGGGACUCGCUGUCACAGCGCCGUGUGUUCGUCUCCCUGUCUGAAUGGUGGGAGGUGCAUCAGACCAAACAGGUGUCACUGCAGUCAGGGGUGGAGCGGACACGACUGCUCAAGGAAAAGAAAAUCUCCAUACUAUCAUUUCUAAGAAGCCACUCACUCCCCAGCUCUGAGGAAUCUGGUAUAAUUAUUUCACUAUCAACCAUGUUCUCACCCCAAGGAGACAAACAUUUUGUAAAAUAAAGCUGUAUUUUUUCAUAUAGAAAAUCAAACAGUAUUAAAUAUAUGCUGCUAUAUACUUGUACGAUGUGUAAAAACUAUGUUGUGAUGUGCCCGAUGUAUAUGUGUAAACUAUUCUCACGUUUUUCUUAUUAAAGCAUAAAAUACAA